Messenger RNA from Leishmania major strain Friedlin, 915 nucleotides. RefSeq lists its product as hypothetical. Gene Ontology annotation, cellular component: membrane; endoplasmic reticulum. Gene Ontology annotation, biological process: lipid homeostasis. The record is from RefSeq and is a predicted model, not a curated record. The transcript has a single exon. Bases 1 to 915 code for a protein of 304 amino acids. Lineage: Eukaryota; Euglenozoa; Kinetoplastea; Trypanosomatida; Trypanosomatidae.
AUGGGGUUCGCAUCCGCGUAUGAUACCUGGGUAACACCUAUGGCCCGCGAGGCUGUAAUCUUCGGCCCUAUGGUGUGCUUCUGGUUCUUGCUUCAGUACAUCUUUACACGGAUACUGCCGUCGUGCAUGCCGAACUGGAAGCGACUGACGAGGGCUCAACAAGAUGACAUGAUUGUGCGGUGCUGCAGCAUCGUCAACGGCUGCAUAAUGUCCGUGUCUGCCGUCCUUUUUUUUGUCAAUCUCAUCAAAAACGGCGGUUUGGUAGCGAGCGACCUGUACGCGACGGUGCCUUACUAUCGAUUUAGCCGGGUGACCAUCUCCGCCUACUUUGUGUGGGAUAUAUUCGUGUGCUUCUACUAUAACUGGACCUGGGCAUGGAAGCUACACGGCUUCUGCAGUUUCGUUGGCAGCUACAUCCUCCUCUUUCCCUUCUCUGAAUACUACGCCGGGUAUUACACUGGCUGCUUUGAACUGAGCAACGGCUUCCUGCACGCCUCUGUGAUGCUGCGCACCAUGUCGGCCAUCUCAGACCAGCGGACGCAGUGGCUCCUCAUCGGAACCCUCAACCACUGCGCUACCGUGUGCGAGUACAUCUUUGGCGGCCUCUACGCUCUCAUCCGCGUCCUUGGCGGCACCUACGUCACCGGCAGCUGGAUGUGCAACCUGCUGAGCGCAUGGCGGUCCGACAUCGUCCACGGUGGCGAGCCCGGGUACGCACCGAAGCUGCACAAUGAGGUGGCGGUGGGGAUUGCUUUGCUCGCCUUGUCUGUUCUGCAACUGCUGCAAUACUUCUGGUUUGGUGAGAUCUUCAAGCGUGCCAUGGGUGGCGGUGUUGGCGCAGAGGACAAGAAAGGGGCAGCUUCUGGCGCCGCUGCUGCUGGCGAGUCGAAGGCUGUGGACAAGAAGAGGAGCUGA